AUGACUGGAAUCACCACAGGAAACAGAUCAAGCAGGAACCAGGAACCAAAUCCCAGCCGGAUGGAAGAAGCAAGACAUGAAGACAUGAAGACUGGAGGGCGUUCAAGAGUGCAGCCGCAGGGGGUUAUACACCAGAAGCCUAAAUUUUACCUAAAUUUUACAAAAAUACUUGACAGUUCCUUGGAACUGGCUUAUAAGGAUUAUGUUUACAGUAGUAACCAGUGCACACAUGCCUGCGGACACUACACACAGGUUGUCUGGGCGGACACUUACAAGGUCGGCUGUGCUGCACAAGCAUGUCCAAAAGGUGUGGCCGACACAAAGUUUUCAUCUAAUCCUGGAAUCAUAUUUGUGUGCAACUACGCUACAGCAGGAAAUUACCCCAAUGUGCAUCCGUACAGAAACGGGAAGUCAUGCAGCAAUUGCAACGAAGAUAAAUGUGAAAGCAACCUGUGUCGUAACUCAACGCGGGACGCCCUGAAGAGUUAUAACUGGAGGCCGGACUGGGACCCUGCGCUGUUCUACUGCGGUUCAUUCUGCAAAGCUCUUCUGGUUAUCAGACCUGUGUCCAUUCUGCUUAUAUUCCUCUCGGUUUUCUAUCUGCAGCAUUAUUACACAAACCUGUUUGUAUAUGAGUGAAAUGACUACAAUUAUAAAAAUAUCAUCUUUGGUCAAAGGGAUAGUUAGUCAAAUAAUGAAUAUUCUUGCAUUUUCUUGCCCUCAUGUCAUUGCAAACCAGUAUGACUUUCCCAAAGAUAUUGUGAACAAUGUUGAUAAUCAAACAACAUAAAUCCAAUUUGAUUUCCAUUAUAUGAACACAAAAUCACUGAGGCAUUUCGCAAAACAUCUUCUUUUGUGUUCCACUGAAGAAAGAGUCACUUACAAGUUUACAACCAGAUGCCUCUAAAGAAAUGACAAUUUUUUUUAUUUUGGGGUGUGCUAUCGCUUAAAAGAAAAGCCGGUUUGAUGCCAUUACAUUAAAGCGGUACCUCAACCCUUAAUCCAUAUUGACAGUGCUAUGAAAUUUCAGUCUAGCAUCCGUCAUCUCUCAAAUGCGCCUGAACAAGAGGCUAGUUUUUCUAGCAAAUGACAUCGAUUCGCCUUUUUGAAGCUUCAAAAAGUCAACAACCAUUCACUCCCAUUCUACCGCUUGGAAGUAAUAGGAAACGUUGUAUUAUAACUCAGACUGAAUUAUUCUUCAAGAAGAAAAAC
Triplophysa dalaica is the source of this 1212-nucleotide messenger RNA. It is a transcript of the gene glipr1a, whose product is annotated as GLI pathogenesis-related 1a. The record is from RefSeq and is a predicted model, not a curated record. Gene Ontology annotation, cellular component: extracellular region. Lineage: Eukaryota; Metazoa; Chordata; Actinopteri; Cypriniformes; Nemacheilidae. Bases 1 to 639 code for a protein of 212 amino acids. The transcript has 7 exons.